Molecule: messenger RNA, 1177 nt
Organism: Guyanagaster necrorhizus
Lineage: Eukaryota; Fungi; Basidiomycota; Agaricomycetes; Agaricales; Physalacriaceae
Exons: 5
Coding region: 309-950 (213 amino acids)
Molecular function (GO): heme binding; oxygen binding
Source: RefSeq, a predicted model, not a curated record
GGGGUGCCUUCAAACAGCGAAAGUCGGCGAAAUGCGCUACCACAAGCGGAACAUUACUGUUCGCACUGUGAUUGGCUACCCGCAUAUAUCAUUGGCUGACAGCGGAUCCGCUCAAUUUCCCGACUCGUCAUUGGCUAUACGAAGGGCAGUAUAUGGUGUCAUACCUGUCCCUCGUUCGAGAAACAUAUGGAGGUCGAGGCCUAUACAAACGUUAUAAAUGGGCAUCAGACGGCGCCUGGAGAGCACAACAGAAACAUUCUCGUCGUAGCUCGUAGCCCUUCACUGCAUACCAGCACCCACUCACUACAAUGGUCUUAAAACACAUCGACCCCGCCACUCUAGAUGACCUCCAAACACGCGUCCAGUACCUCCGCGACUUCAUUGAAUUCACACAGGCCGACGCUGACGCGCUUCACGCGGCCAAACCCGUCGUCGCCACCCUAGUCCCUGACCUCGUCGAUCGCGUCUACAACAAACUGCUGUCCUUUGACAUCACCGCAGCGGCGUUCACGCCCAAGCAGACUGGGCAGGAAGGUGCCGACGAGUCGGAGGCGAAGGUUGAGGAGCUCAAUCAUGAUCAUUCUAAUAUCAAGUUCCGGAAGGACUUUUUGAGGGGAUACUUGGUGAAGCUCGUUAGUCUGGACUAUGAGAAGCCAGAGGCGUGGGCGUAUUUAGACAAGGUUGGCAUUAUGCACACCGGGGUCCCGGGGUUUGCCCACAGGAAAAAGAAGCCCGCGUUGAGGGUUGAGUACAUCCACUGUGGUUUGCUGCUGGGCUUGGUGGAAGACAUGCUGGUUGAUGCCGUUAUCCUCCAUCCUGAUAUUGAUCUGAAAACCAAGCACGCUGUUUGCCGGGCCGUGAACAAGUUGAUUUGGAUUCAGAAUGAUCUUUUUGCGCGGCAUUAUGUUGAGGACGAGCAGGUAACGGCGGCUAAGCUUGCAGGGAACUGAAAACGUCAUGAGUUGUGCCGUUGGGAUGUUGGAGGGCCAACUAUGCCCCGUUUCCUAUAGCAUCUGUUCUGCUGUUUUUUGUGAUGCUGGAAUUCCAUGCAUAAUAAUCUGCAGCAAGUAUAUACUUCGGUGUCCAGGCAUAGAAAUAGCUAAGUUCAUUAUUAAAAUCUUAAGAAGUUGACAGCCACCAUUCGACUACUAACAUCCCUCAGCAGAGGGCCAUUCCG